This is a messenger RNA of Porites evermanni, 853 nucleotides long. NCBI's taxonomy places the organism in Eukaryota, Metazoa, Cnidaria, Anthozoa, Scleractinia, Poritidae. The record is from the annotation of a GenBank genome assembly.
AUGAGUACAUCAUCAAGCAUUUCAAGAGAUCACGAGCGCGGAUUGAGAUCGUCGCUCCUCGAGCAGGGGUGCAUCUACAACAUGAGCGAUUGUUACGAGAGGCUCAGAACUAUGUUACCUCAAGGAUCAGACAACAGACGCAUGAGUAAAGUAGAGAUUUUACAACAUGUCAUCGACUACAUCCAAGAUCUUGAAUCAGCGCUAGAGCUGCCCCAUUCACAGACUGCAGAAAACUUUGUAAGUCAGGAAUCAACUGACGAGAGAACAACGAGGAUUCCGCUCAAAACGAUCUCUUAUAACCGCUAAUAAUAAGGUAUGGUGGCCUUGUAGAUCUUGAUAAGGCAACAAUGUUGUCACUUAAACGCGUAAAAACCCGUUUUAAUGAGCAAUAUUGUAAUACUUUGCGUAAACAUGAUUUCUGCUCACGAAAGCCAAUUUCAUUUAUAAGGCAAGGGAAAACGCCGUACGAUAUGCUCUAACUUAGACCGGGACGGAAAGAGUAGGCAUGAGUAAGCAUAAAUUCACUGGUUUCAGUUUUAUAGUCACAUCCAAAGUUGUGACGAGAGUCAUGGAUAAAUAUAUUGCCCGGUGUCCGUAUAUUCCUUGUACCAAAACGUAUGAACAGUUCAGUGACAAAGUAGGCAUUUCCCGCCCCCUCAUUCGAGACAGUGUGAAGGAAUGUUUGGACAUCGCUUCAGUUAUGGACAAAAGAAUUAGACAUCUGUGGAAAGCGAUUUGCUGUCUCGACAAGAAUCAGAAAAAACUAAAAGACAUUUUCCAGCAGUCAUUUGCCAAUAAAACAGACGGCUUGAGAAGCGUGAGAGGAACCUGUUUCCUAGAAGUAGAAUGGUAG